UGAUGCGUAUUAGACAUUAAUUUGAAACAUAGUCUAUUAUUUACAGUAAACUAAUUUUUACAUAAUGUCAAGCAACAAGAGGGAACACAGUGAAAGUGAUAAUGAAGAAAAUUGGGUUGGACCAUUACCUUCAGAAGCUGUAUCUCAAAAAAAGCAGAAAGUUUUAGAAUAUGAACAGGUGUAUGUGGAUAAUUUACCAUGUUGUGAAUGUUAUGAAAAAUCUUAUAUGCACAGAGAUGUAAUCACUCAUAUUUUGGUAACAAAAUCAAAUUUUGUGAUAACAGCUAGUUGUGAUGGUCAUGUAAAAUUUUGGAAAAAACAAGAAGAACUCAUAGAAUUUGUAAAACAUUUUCGUGCACACUUGAUGGCUAUACAAUCUAUGGCUGCAAGUUGUGGUGGUGUUCAUGCAUGUUCAGUGAGUUUAGAUAAAACAAUAAAAAUUUUUGAUGUUAUCAAUUUUGAUAUGAUUAAUAUGAUAAAACUGGAUUUUGUACCACUUUGUUGCGAAUGGAUAUAUUCUCCUGGUGAUGCAAUAUCUGCCUUAGCAGUUUCUGCUCAAGAAUCAAAUAAAAUUUAUAUUUAUGAUGGACAAGGGACUGGUACACCAUCACAUGUGUUUGAAAAACUACAUACCAAGCCUGUUGUUGCUAUGAAAUACAAUCCAGUAUACGAAACGUGUAUCUCUGUAGAUAAAGCAGGGAUUUUAGAAUACUGGACAGGACCGAAAACGGAGUAUAGGUUUCCUAAAUGCGUCCUAUUUGAUUCCAAGCUGGAUACAGAUUUGUUUGAAUUUGCAAAAAAUAAAACUUAUCCAUGUGGUUUAGCGGUAUCACCAAAUGGCAAGAAAUUUGUUUCUCUGAGUGGAGAUAGAAAAGUUAGAGUUUUCAAUUUUCGAACAGGCAAACUAUAUAGGAUAUUUGAUGAAACGCUGCAAAGGUUCUCUGAAUUGCAACAAAUGACACAGCAAUUGCCAAACAUGGAAUUUGGACGGAGAAUGGCAGUAGAAAGAGAAUUGGAUAAGACAGAAACGAACUUGGGAAAUAUAGUUUUUGACGAAUCUGGUUAUAUGAUUUUAUAUAGUACAAUGUUAGGUGUAAAACUUGUAAAUCUAUACACAAAUCGGUGUAUUAGAAUUAUGGGAAAACCUGAGAAUAUUCGUCCUAUGCAAUUAGCUCUAUUUCAGGGAAAAGCAAGGAAAACCACAGCAGCUGUAACCGUAGAAAUGGAGGCUGCGGAAAAUCCAACGUUAGAAAUGAACCGUCCUGAUCCAACUCUCUUUUGUACAGCUUACAAGAAGAACAGAUUUUAUAUGUUUACGAGAAGAGAACCAGAAGACACUAAAAGUCAAGAAUGCGAUAGGGAUGUUUUCAAUGAAAGACCAUCGAAAGAAGAUAUUAUUUCUUCCACAGAAGCUACUAAUGUACAAAAGAUUUAUGACACAGCGAUUAUUCAUACGGCUCUUGGUGAUAUUCAUGUGAAUCUAUUUGGCAAAGAUGUUCCGAAAACCGUGGAGAAUUUCUGUGUUCAUUCAAAGAAUGGUUAUUACAAUGGACAUAUAUUCCAUAGAGUAAUUAAAGGGUUUAUGAUUCAAACCGGUGAUCCCACUGGAACUGGUACCGGUGGAGAAAGUAUAUGGGGAGGUGAAUUUGAAGAUGAGUUUAGGCCAAGUUUAAGACAUGACAGACCAUACACUUUAAGUAUGGCCAACGCUGGGCCAAAUACAAAUGGAAGUCAAUUCUUUAUUACAUUAACACCAACUCCUUGGUUGGAUAAUAAACAUAGCGUAUUUGGUAGAGUGGUAAAAGGAAUGGAGGUUGUACAAAAUAUUAGUCAAGUGAAAACGAAUCCGAAAACCGAUAAACCUUACGAUGACAUAAGAAUAGUUAGUGUUACUGUGAAAUAA
This is a messenger RNA of Habropoda laboriosa, 1903 nucleotides long. Its product is annotated as peptidylprolyl isomerase domain and WD repeat-containing protein 1. Gene Ontology annotation, biological process: protein peptidyl-prolyl isomerization. Lineage: Eukaryota; Metazoa; Arthropoda; Insecta; Hymenoptera; Apidae. The coding region runs from base 65 to 1903 and encodes 612 amino acids. Gene Ontology annotation, molecular function: protein binding; peptidyl-prolyl cis-trans isomerase activity. The record is from RefSeq and is a predicted model, not a curated record. The transcript is spliced from 8 exons.